UACAAAAAAAAAAAAAAAAGGACGUCAGAAACUGCAUUGCAUGGUUCCCACUCGCCAACGGCUAAAUAUUCAAACGGCUCAUUUUGACUAGACCAUUAACAGCCAAACACAAUUUAAUUAAUAGUAAUUAAGUGCGUUUACCAAAAAGCGCGACAUCUGUGUACAGUCACCAUUUAUUUAUAGUUCAAAAACGAAACUAUAGCUUUUUAAACUCUUUACCAAUUUCACUUUUGGCCACGGAAGUUUAUCUUUCUUGGGAACCUCAACAUCUAUCAUCCUCUGUUUUGACACCUCAUUUCUUUAUUACCUUAUCUUACGGGCAUGUUCCGAAGUUUAAGGGACAAAACAGAGCGAUUUUAGGACUCACAACAUUUUAUCGGUGGAGGCAAUAAGGAAAAAAACAAAUAAAAGUCUUAUAGUACUAAACAGAUAAGCACAUUACUGUUUCAUUGGUUUUGUUUCUUCCUUCUUCAUCGUUUCGGUCAUCUUGUCUCAACCGCUUGUUCUGUUCUGUUCUUCUGUUUCUUUUCUCUGUUUUUAUUACGAGAAAAAUCAGUAUCUUCACUAAUCCAAAACGAUUUCCUCUUCCCUUUUUAGUUCUUGUAGAGAGACGGAAAAGAAACAGAGCUCCUUCCAUCGAUUACAAAGAGACUCGAAUGUGUAUUUGAUAUUGUGUUUGUUGAUUUCAUUACAAAUGGCGUCUUCGCAGGUGGAGAUUCCGUCUCCGUCUCAACGGUUCGGUUUUAUCCAUAGAGAUCGUAGUCAAACCCCCAUCGUUUACAAGAAAGCUCCGAACCAUCAUCAUCAACCUGUGUCGGACGAGAAUUCGCAGAACUUGGUGGAUUCUUGGAUCCAGACUCUUAAUAAAAAGAAAGAUAACAACAAGUCAACAGAGAAACCAAUUGCUCUUGAGAAAUCUGAUGAAUCGAACAGAAACGGAGCUUCCUCUCUUGUACAGAUAUGGGAGGCGAGGUUGCUGAACCGAUCCACUUCGCCUAGUCAUAACCAAUCUCCGGUUAAUAGCAGCCGGAGCGAUUCAGGAGUCAGUGUUCAAGAUUCUCGUUCUUCAAAAUCUCCAUCGAUCGAAUCUGAAGCUGAGAUUAGUGACGUGGAGAUCGAAUCUCGGUCGCCCGGCGGUUCGGUUUCCGAUUCAUGCCGAGUCGCUGACUUGAUCCGGAGGCUGAGCAAGGAAGCGAAGGUGAUCUCCGGCGGUGGACUCUCGACGAUCAGAACGCCAAGACCUUGCGUUUCGUCUUGGUCGUCGUCGGAGAAAAGCAGUUUCCCGAUGGUGACACCGAGAAUCCGUGGACGGCAAGCGUUUACGGAUCUGCUUAUGCACAUGGAACGCGAUCGCCACCGCGAGUUGGAUUCGCUUCUUGAACGCAACGCUGUUUCUAGGUUUACUCAACGUGGCCGCCUCCAGUCAAUGUUAAGGCUGAGGAACCUCAAACGCUGUCAAGCGGUUCAAGAUCAAAACCGAUCUAACUCAAAAUCAACUGGAUUGAACCGUAUAGGAUCUGGAGGUGGCUCUUCAGUUCUGCAUUUAAGGGAGAGAUUUCGUGCUGAUGUGGAUAAGAGGAAGGAUAAUCAUUUUAUGAAUAAGAAAACCGUAGAAGAAACAGAAGUAACUAGUGAUAACAAGACAAUGAAAAACGGCGGUCUUACACUGGAGGCCUUUUUCAAAGAGAGGUUGAGUCUCCCUAACCCUAACUUAGAGAAAGCAACUUUACGUAAGGGAGAAGAAACUGUUAAUGGAACAGUUGGUUCAAAAACCAAUUGCCUUCAGCUGCAAGAAACAAUAGAAAUAGAAGAAGUUUGCUGCGAUGACGACGAUUCUGACAAGAAAGAAGAAGAGAAGACAAGCCCUAGCGCCUGCGUAGAUCAAGAAACUCAACCGCAAAGUGUGGCACCUGAGAGUAUUGAGGUUGAUCAGUGCCUUGAGCAACAAGAAACGUCUUACCUAAAUGGAUGGGAAGACGAAGAAGAGUAUGAAGAAGAUGAGCAAUCUUACUACUACGGAGAAACCAACAAUGACUGGCUUCACGAAAUAUCUCGGCCGAGAAGUUACUGGGAGGAGCUGAGGAAGACGCGGUACCUGGAAGUUAUGAACACUCGGUCUGAGAAAGAGGACAUACGUAGACUACUUGAGCGAGGACCGGUCACAGACUUUCUCCAGAGCGGGUUAAGAGAUCAGAUCGAUAGGCUCAUGAUGUCUCGUGUGCAGACACAUUCGAACAAACAUUCUGAAAAAUGGGAAUUGCAACAUGAAGAAGAAGAGGAAGAACAUAGAAAUGAAAAUGUGGAGGAAACUGAAGAAGAAGAAGAAGAAGAAGAAGAAGAAGAAGAAGAAGAAGAGCCAUUUACUGAAGAAGGUGAAGAGCAAGACGAUGGAGAUGACUCGUCUUCUUCGCCGAUCUUUGCAUCGUCUCCUGCAGGAUCAUGGAGUUGUCAAGACACUGAAGUAACUUCAACUCCUGUCUUGUCUGUUCACAACCCUCCGUCACCUGAAAUGGAGCUGAUAAGCGAAAUGAGAACACAGAUCCAACAACUUCAACAAGAAAUGUCGUUACUACGAGAUUCUGUGAAAACAUGUUUGGAUACUAACGCGAGCUUGGUUCACCGAGAAAACCCAAUGAAACGCAAAUGCUGCGUCUGCGACGAAACGCAGGUGGAAGCGGUUUUGUACAGGUGCGGACAUAUGUGCACGUGCUUGAAAUGUGCCAAUGAACUACACUGGAGUGGAGGGAAAUGCCCGAUUUGCAGAGCUCAGAUUAUGGACGUUGUUCGUGUCUUCUUCGAUACAAGAAACUGAAAUAAAACACAUGACGAGUUCACUAACCUAGAACACUUUCUGUUUUACUCUUAUCGCAUGACGUUGUUCGUAUAUGUUGUCUGGUAACGUUUUCAAAUAUUGUAUAACGAAAGGAUUUGUCCCGUUUAAUGAAAUUUUUCGUCUUCUAAGCCAA
Molecule: messenger RNA, 2966 nt
Organism: Brassica napus (rape)
Lineage: Eukaryota; Viridiplantae; Streptophyta; Magnoliopsida; Brassicales; Brassicaceae
Exons: 5
Coding region: 695-2812 (705 amino acids)
Source: RefSeq, a predicted model, not a curated record